Messenger RNA from Drosophila navojoa, 2113 nucleotides. It is a transcript of the gene Fatp3, whose product is annotated as Fatty acid transport protein 3. Gene Ontology annotation, cellular component: endoplasmic reticulum membrane; plasma membrane. Gene Ontology annotation, molecular function: long-chain fatty acid-CoA ligase activity; long-chain fatty acid transmembrane transporter activity. The record is from RefSeq and is a predicted model, not a curated record. Gene Ontology annotation, biological process: long-chain fatty acid import into cell; long-chain fatty acid metabolic process. NCBI's taxonomy places the organism in Eukaryota, Metazoa, Arthropoda, Insecta, Diptera, Drosophilidae.
AUGGAGAUAUUGCUCGAACUUAAUUUAAAACAGAAGCUGGCCACACGAUUGGGCAUUCUGCUGGCAGGAUUAAUCGUCUUUGGGCUCUUCUGCAGCGACAGCGCGUUGGCUAGCCUAACGCUGGGCGCCCUCUUGGCCCUAAUGCUGCGCAAUCCCACUAAUAUUUUUGCUUUCGUAAUGACCUGUCACAGGGAUAUCAUCGCAUUUCAACGCUUUGUUGCCCUUAACUUUUACCUGCUACGCAAGGAUCGCAAGGGAUGUACCGUGGCACAUUGCUUCCAGGAGCAGGCAUUCAAGCAUCCGGAAAAGAUAUGCUUUCUGAUGGGCGAUCGUCAGCUGAGCUUCGCGCAGGCUUUGCGACUUAGUGAGCAGGUGGCGGGCUACUUCCAGCAGCGCGGCCUGCAGCGCGGCGACUGCGUAGCGUUGCUGAUGGAGACCCGCGUGGAAUACCCGUGCAUCUGGCUGGGUCUCAGCCAGCUGGGCGUCGUCACGGCGCUGAUCAACUCGAAUCUGCGCGGCGACUCUCUGCUGCACUGCAUCCGCGUUUCCAAGGCCUGCGCCCUCAUCGUGGGCUGCGAGCUAAGUGACGUCCUGCAGUCGCUGCCCAUCUUGGAGCUGUCCAUCUAUCAGUACUCGGAUGUGGACCUGCCUGCCCUACUGCCAGGCGCAACUGACCUGAGAGGCGCCCUGACCGCACAGGAGCCGCUGCCUCUGAGUCGUAGCCCGCAGUGCAACGCCCGGGAUAAGCUGCUCUACGUCUACACGUCCGGCACCACGGGCCUACCCAAGGCGGCGGUCAUUACAAACCUGAGGUUUCUGUUAAUGUCGGCGGGCGCAUUUUAUAUGCUUCGGAUGAAUUCCGACGACGUGAUAUACAAUCCUCUACCACUCUACCACACUGCCGGCGGAAUCGUGGGCGUCGGUAAUGCCCUGCUUAAUGGCUGCACCGUGGUGCUGCGCAAGAAGUUCUCCGCCUCAAAUUUCUGGAGCGACUGCAGCCAGUACAACUGCACAGUCGCCCAGUACAUUGGCGAGCUCUGCCGCUACCUCCUCGCAACGCCCUACAAGCACGCCCCGCAGGAACCGCUGCACCAGCUGCGCCUCAUGUACGGAAACGGGCUGCGGCCACAGAUCUGGGCGCAGUUCGUCACUCGCUUCGGCAUCCCCCACAUCGGCGAGAUCUACGGCGCCACCGAGGGCAACUCCAACUUGAUCAACAUCACUAACCGCAUUGGUGCCAUCGGCUUUGUCCCCGUCUUCGGGCGCAGCCUCUAUCCAGUGCAAAUACUCCGCUGCGACGAGCUCACGGGCGAGCCGCUGCGAAACGCCAAAGGCCACUGCAUGCGCUGUACCCCCGGCGAGGUUGGUCUGCUGGUGGGCCAGGUUAACGCGCGGCGGGCGAUAAGCGCCUUCCACGGCUACGCGGACAAGACGGCCUCCGAGCAGAAGUUAUUGCGCGGAGUCUUCAAACCGGGCGAUUGCUACUUCAACUCGGGCGACAUGGUCGUCUGCGACAUACUGGGCUAUUUUUACUUCAAGGAUCGCACCGGCGAUACCUUUCGCUGGCGGGGCGAAAACGUGGCCACCCAAGAGGUGGAGGCUAUCAUCACCAACUGCAUCGGGCUCAGCGACUGCGUGGUCUACGGCGUGCAGAUACCGCAUGUGGAGGGCAAGGCCGGCAUGGCGGCGAUUGUGGAUCCGUUGAGAAAAGUCGACAUGGAAUACCUUUCCAUUGGAAUUCGAGGAAGCUUGCCGCCCUAUGCGCGGCCGCUAUUCAUUCGGCUCCUGGACGAAAUACCCCGCACGGCCACCUUCAAGCUCAAGAAGCGGGAGCUCGCACUGGAGGGCUACAACCCGGAGCUAAUUAGGGACCCCAUCUACUUUCUUAAUCGCGAUGGGAUCUACCGGCAGCUCAAUAGGGAGCAGUAUGCGUUGCUGCAGUCCGGCACUGCAGGGCUCUGAGGGGCUCCAGAAGGAGACGGAGCGCCGACUCGCUCACUUAGCCUUAAGCUUGUUCUAGCUCGCACGCACACCCACUCAUAUCUGUACAGGCAAACAGUUACUCGAAAAUGUAUUUUAACAUUUAAGGAAACGACUGAUGAAACCUUAGCCA